AUGUCCUCCUCCUCCUUCUCCUCCUCCUCAUCCCGUCCCGCCGCUACUGGAACGCCGGCUCCAUCAACCUCCAUUCCCUCAAUUCCACCCGUACCAUCCUACCCACCACCUGCCGAUCCCUUCGACCCUCUCUACUCGUCCACCCCGCCAACCGCCGACUUUAUCGGCGCUGCUUCCUCAUCCUAUUCCUAUCCUUACUCUUCUCCGUCGCCACGAACCGUCACGUCCACGUCCAUCUCGCAUUCGCACUCUACCCGUCUUGGCAGCCGAGACUUGGGCAGCGCCGGCGGGACUGCCCUGCCCCGUCUGAGGAGCCAGUAUUACAACUACGACGGCGUCGACGGCAGCAGCAGCAACAGCAGCAGGAACAGAUCGACCGCUGCAUUCCACGGCCAUCACUCCCGAGAGUCGUCGUCAGUUCAUAUCGCCUCUGUGGCCGCCAGCCCCCCGCGCACUGCAUCCCUCUUACCUCCCGCGCGAAUCGUCGUGGGGGAACCAACCCUUAUCGAAGCGCCGCCGCUCCUCCGCGACCCGUUCAAUGACCCUCGACCGGCUCCCAAAGUCCCGGACUCGGCCAAGGAACACAGAAGAGGACGCUCCCGGUCAAGCAGCGGCACAGGCCUGAACGACAGUCUUCGCAACCUCAACCGCUGGUCCGCUUCAACCGCCUCGAGCCGCGCAUCCGGUCUUGCCAACUUCUCUCGACGCCUCAGCGCCGACAUCUUGAGUGGCGCUUUCCACUCCCAUAGGAACAGGCCUUCGACCUCGAGCAGCUCGCCACGCUCUAGCCCUCGGUCCGGUCGCCGCAGCCCUUCGCCGGCCAAUAACACAUCGUCAUUCCCGCCGCCACGGAGCCUUCCUCGUAUCUCGACCGGUCCGGAUCUGGCACAUGAGGUUCUGGGGUCGACUAUAAUAGGAAGAACACUUUCCCCCACUGCAGAGGAGACGCCGAGGCAAGAACAGCAUAGGGACGAUUGGGACAACAACACGCGUGCUUGGGAUCAGGAGCCGGCAUACUCUCAACAACACCAAGGAGAGCAGUCUAUCACAGAAGCACAGCAGCCAUCUGUCGAGCCGGCACCAGAGCCUGGUAUGGCUUACACGCACAACGGACACGGCCAUCACGGCCAUCACGGUCAUGGGCGCGGCGGCCACGAGGCCGGCCACUCGCACAUUUACUCGGCGGCCACUCACCACGGCAGCGAAACGAUGGGAUCAAGCAGUAGAGAAAGGGACCGUGAGCGGUCUCAUCGCACACCGUCGCAGAAGACCAUAUUAUCCAAGGCGCUACACAAGGCAAAUACCGCUGUUAAGCUGGAUAAUGCAUACAAUUUUGAGGGUGCUCGAAAAGCCUAUGCCGAAGCUUGUGCUUUACUUCAGCAGGUUUUAAUAUGGGCCACGGCAGAGGAGGAUCGCAGGAAGUUGGAGGCGAUUCAUGAGACAUACCUUAAUCGGGUUAUGGAGCUUGACCAGAUCCUUGUUGAGAUGCAGGAGACACAACCCCAGGAAAAAGAGCUCCCCCGGCGCCCCGAUAGCGAAGACCUUGAUAAUGUCUAUAACGAGCAUGCGGCUUCGGGUCACCACGACUAUGCGAACACAUACGGACCUGCGGGCCAGAGACACUACGAGACGGAUCACUAUCAACAUCACUACUAUCAUGCACAGGCGUCUUCAUCAAGGCUGCAACAAUCCUACAAUGCGUCGUCUACCAGCCAUGGCCCGGAAACAAACCAUAGGGAAACACGCGCAGGCUCUUACCUAACUUCACAAUACUCACUCCAGUCGCAGUUCUCCAAGUCCAGGUACAAUGGGUUAACAUCGCGCACGACAAUGGACAACUCGUAUAUGCCGCCCCCGCUGUCACCUGGGCGGCCGCUCUCGCCUCUUAGCAGGCAUUCGCCAAAGCCGCCGGAGCAUGAGAGCCCCAGGAGAAAUGCUCAUGCUGAGACCUCGACUUCCGGGCACCAGCAUGGUCAGCACUUGGCUCCCGGUCAUCCGGCCGACCACCAUCGGACAAACAGCCACGAGUCGGUGUCCUGGCUUGCCCCCAUCGACGAGUCGGAUCAUUCGAGUGAGUCAUCCGUUCACUCCAGGUCGUCCUCACGAAUCCGCAGGAAGCAUCUGCGUGCCCCGAGCGGUGCUACCGAGGCCGAGUUUGAUGCCGCGCUGGACGAUGCCAUCGAGGCUGCCUAUGACGAUGGAUACGAACCAGAGACCGAUUACCCCGGGCCCGUGUACCAAAACACCUCGUCUGUCCCUCCGCCUACUGCCCCCGUGGACCCGGUUGCCGCUGCGAUGCAGAAAGUUGAGAUGGCUAGGCAGAUGGUACGGGAGUCUGAGCGUGAGGCAUUGGAGUUGGCCAACGAGAGGGAGCGGCGGUUGCGAGAGCAGCAGCAGCUGGACGAUAGGGAGCACAAGAACCAGGAGGCUAUGGGAGGUAGUAGGACUGAUGAUUUCUAUGAUGAUGGAAAUGACUCGGAAGAGGAGGAGAGGAUCCUGGAGGCGCUCACGAAGGGCCAUUCGAUCGAGGAUUUCAUUAUCAAUGGCCAGCCUCAGUCGUCCGUUCCUCGCGAGUCCGAUUCGAGUGGCCUUAGCUCCCGGACCUGGCACAGCUCGAUGGGUUCGAAUCCGCCUACCGCGACUACCGUCCUUACUCCUGUCAGCGAAACUGGCAUCCCUCCUCAGCCGACCGUUCCUGUACCUGCGUUGCCUACGCAACCGCCACCGCAAGUGCCGACUCAACAGCAGCAGAGUGUUCGCGGCCGCCGUCUGUCUGGGCAAAAUGCAACGCAGCUCAAGAUCGAGACGAGCAAACUUUCUGGUCCGUCUGCUCCGCCGCCAGGGCCUGCCACGGCUGGACCUACCAUGUCAGCUUCUCACCCCUCAACAGGCAAUUACAUCGCGCAGCAGCGUCAAGCCCUCUCUGCCGGCCCGAGCCGCACUGUUGGGCCAUUCUCAUCGAGGCCCACCCCGUCCCCGGUCCCCGGUGUCCCCGAGAACGAAGUCGCCCAGCCGGAGCCGCUGCCCCCAGUCGCUGUCAAUCAGCAACAGCAAGAGCAGCCUCAGGAACAGCCACGCGUCGGCACCCCGUCGAUCGUUCGCCCCAGCCUGCGCAAGAACUUCUCGUCGUCCAGCCUCAAGUCCCUGCGCACCCGUAACCACUCCAUCUCUCACCUGGAAGAAUCCGAACAAUCCCCCAGCACCCCUCUCAGCACGCACUUUUCGACCUCCCGGCUCCCCGCCGUCCCGUCCAUCCCUGCCUCGAUCAAGUCCUCGGUCACCAACAGCAGCCUUGCCUCCUCCAACUCCAGUACCAGCGCUAACAACACCAACACGGCCGGCCUGCACCUCUUCGACAACCACUUCCACUCCCCCGACCGUCCGGGCUCUCCCAAUCCCUCCAUCCCCGACGCCCCCGUCCCGCUCGAACCCUGCCCUACUGAAGCCCUCCUCCGUCCCUUCUGGCUUAUGCGCUGUCUCUAUCAGUCCCUGUGCCACCCCCGCGGCGGGUACCUCAGCAACCGGCUCUUCAUCCCGCGCGACGUCUGGCGCGUCAAGGGCGUCAAGCUCAAGGCAGUCGAGGAUAAGAUUGCCAACUGUGACUUGCUGACUGCUGCGUUGCAAAAGUUGGCCCGGGUGGAUACGUGUGAUGCGGAUGCGGUCUUGGAGGAGAUGCAGGCUUUCGAGGGGGUUUUGGAACAGGUGCAGGCUGCCUUGGCACGGAAACUUGGGAAUGAAGUUGGGGUUAAUGGGACGGCGAGCUUGUUUAGGGAGGCUGCUGUCCUGGAUGCGAUUAAUGGGGAGGGGGGUGCCGCAGGGGGUGUGCCGAGGUCGGCAAGUUCGGCUGGGAAGGGAGGGUUCUCGUGGAGAAAGUUAAGGAAUAAGGGGAGUAGUGCGAAUUUACCCGCCAGCGGGUAUUCCUCUGGGAGGGGAACAGCUGGUGGUGCGGGGGGUAGUUCGGUGAAUUUGGCUGGGCAGCAGAGUAAAGAUGGAAAGGAUGCGAAAGAAGGGGUGUUGAUGCCCAGUCUGCCGAUGACGGCCCAUCCGACCAGUAGACCGCCGAAGAGAGAUGUCAAUAGUGUGUCGUUUGCCGGGCCGAACGCGAAUUAUAUGGCUAGCUUGGCGAGGCUAUUUGAUGCGGCGCAGACAGUUGAUGCUAUAGCACGACAAGUCGACGACCCGGGCUUACGGCACGCGGAUAAGACGCAGGUUGGCCUGGAGCUGUGCACGCGGCAUGCGGCGGACUUUUUUGCGUUUUAUAUUUGCCGGUUUGUGCUGUCCGAUUUGAUGCUCUUGAUGGAUAAGUUUAUUAAGAGGGGAAGUGAGUGGGUUUUGAUGUGA
Molecule: messenger RNA, 4341 nt
Organism: Thermochaetoides thermophila DSM 1495
Lineage: Eukaryota; Fungi; Ascomycota; Sordariomycetes; Sordariales; Chaetomiaceae
Exons: 3
Coding region: 1-4341 (1446 amino acids)
Source: RefSeq, a predicted model, not a curated record